CUACUGACUGACGACCACUGACUGCUACUUUCAUUUCAGUAUACGAUUUACCGUCGAUGGGAUAGGUUGUGUCUUGGAGAAUCGCGGUUGAUGUGCUUGUUUGAAAGGUUUAAUAAUUGCUGGUUCACGUAUGCUGCUUUUACCUUGUAGAGUUUCGUCCUCCGCGUUACCCACAGUCUUGAACUGCCUAUUUAGAAGUCCGCUUUCCCUUUCUAGUGAAAUUAUGGAUAAUACUGUUUGUAUACGAGAUAUAAAACCAGGAAUGAAAAGUUUAAAUGUAGUUUUUAUUGUUCUUGAAAUAGGUCGACCAAAUAUGACAAAAGAAGGACAUGAGGUUAGAACAUGUAAAAUAGCUGAUAGGUCUGCUAGCAUAAAUUUAUCAGUUUGGGACGAACCUGGACUUUAUUUACAGCAAGGUGAUAUCUGUAGGUUAAGUAAAGGGUAUGCCUCUUUGUGGAAAAACUGUUUAACAUUAUAUACUGGCAAGGGAGGUGAUAUUCAAAAAAUUGGAGAAUUUUGUUUUACAUUUUCUGAAGUACCUAAUAUGAGUGAAAGUUCUGAACAACAAAAUAACCAACAGAAACCUCCUGGUGGUGAGCAAAGGGGAUCUCCUCCUUUACAACAGCCCAUACCUCUUUCACCAGCACCUGGAGCUGUAGCUCCUCCAAUACCUACAGUUCCACUGACUGGUAAGUGGUCAGUUUUUGUUAAAUCCGCCUCAGGUAAUGGUAACCAUACUACAUCUGCCUUCAUGCCUAGAAGUGCAAAUAGGACGACUAACCAACCAAGAGCGCCACUGACUGUAAUUAAUAAUGGAGUUAAUAAUAAACCCAGGACUGGAAGGCGUUGACAGAGGCUAAAUGUUUGUUAUGUGUAUGUUUUAUUUUAUGUAUUAAAUUUGUAUAUAAUUAUCGCUUAAUAAAUUGAUCUUAAGAAAAA
Molecule: messenger RNA, 939 nt
Organism: Parasteatoda tepidariorum (common house spider)
Lineage: Eukaryota; Metazoa; Arthropoda; Arachnida; Araneae; Theridiidae
Product: SOSS complex subunit B2
Biological process (GO): double-strand break repair via homologous recombination; mitotic G2/M transition checkpoint; response to ionizing radiation
Cellular component (GO): SOSS complex
Molecular function (GO): DNA binding
Source: RefSeq, a predicted model, not a curated record